This is a messenger RNA of Protopolystoma xenopodis, 933 nucleotides long. The record is from the annotation of a GenBank genome assembly. NCBI's taxonomy places the organism in Eukaryota, Metazoa, Platyhelminthes, Monogenea, Polystomatidea, Polystomatidae.
AUGGUUACACAUGCCACCAAAGAACCAAGAAUCUGCGGGCUGUGUGGAUAUGAACUCUGGACUGAAGAUAACGGUCGAGUAAUCUACACAAUACCUUCAAAGCAUGACGAUAAAACAAAGGCUUUCGGAAAGUUCUCAUCCCAAUGCUCCACCAGUGGACCAGGCCUAAUGAUUCUUAAAGGUUUGGCAUUUAACCAGCAGAAUGGCUCCCUCGGCACCGAUUCCUGUCCAGAUCCUGCUCUCUCAGACAGCAUCAUCUGGCGUCUUGUACAAACACAUGAACGCUGGCAUUAUUCCAAUAUGGCUGUCGCCCUGCCCGUCACCUCUGCACAUUUCUUACCUCUGCCACUUAUCGGUCACCUUCUUUCCACUGGCUCGAACCAGGGUCAGCGACUUCUGCCGUGGCUGACCUCACUUUUAACUUCUGGCACUGAGGUAACAACACGUGAUCAACUGACCGAACUAUUACGACGCUAUGAUCGCAAGAUUCAUGCAAUAGCUGCCAGAUGUCAAUCGCCUGAAGGUCGGUCGACACCACAUGCCCUCUCAAAAAGCCUGACUUUUGAGGGUCAGGCAACCACCACAGUGGCCACGCCAACAGGCAUGACGACGUUUUCAGAUAAUCUGGAAUCGGCUAUCACAAGCUUAGGCGCCUGGAAAAGCUUUCCAUCAGUGACUGAAAAUCAAGCGCCCAAGUCUGUAGGUUCUAUCAAGGAAUUGCUCAUGUCAGAUACAGAUGAUUUUGUAGGCCUAUUAAAAGAUACUGACACUACAGCAGAGAAGGAACAAAAUACAGAGCUGGAUGCUUGGAACCCUCAAGCGGAGGCAGAAAAAAUUUCUUCACCAAACAGAAUCAUUCUGCCACCAGAACUUUAUAAGUGGCUACUAAAGUGUAGGAUGAACAAUGUGUUAGCUCAGAGCAGAAAUGAGUAA